AGUUACCUAUGUCAGAAAAGUCAUUAUGGGGGAGUCAGAGUAGUGCGCCGCGCACUUCAGUAAUGAGGCGCCGGGGCUGCCCUAGACUUCAUCGGGUGGCCCCUAUAGUCUUCGUGGCUGAAGAGAAGCCCCAGCGCCUGGCCCUGAGCAUGGGAGAGCCUGAAGGUCUGGUGCCCGGUUCAGGUGCUGUGUUUACAUUUGGAAAAACCAAAUUAGCUGAGAAUAUUCCUAGUAAGUUCUGGUUUAAAAAUGAUGUGCCUACACACCUUUCAUGUGGAGAUGAACAUACUGCCGUUGUGACAGGAAAUAAUAAACUUUAUAUGUUUGGCAGUAACAACUGGGGUCAGUUAGGAUUAGGAUCCAAGACAAUCAUCAACAAGCCAACAUGUGUCAAAGCUCUAAAACCUGAAAAAGUGAAAUAUGUUGCCUGUGGAAGGAACCACACCCUAGUUUCAACAGAAGAAGGCAACGUAUAUGCAACUGGAGGAAAUAAUGACGGACAGUUGGGACUUGGCGACACUGAAGGGAGAAACACUUUUUAUCCAAUCAGCUUUUUUACAUCCCAGCAUAAGAUUAAACAGCUCUCUGCUGGUUCCAAUACUUCAGCUGCACUGACUGAGAACGGAGAACUUUUUAUGUGGGGUGACAAUUCUGAAGGACAGAUUGGUUUAAAAAAUGUAACUAAUGUGUGCGUCCCUCAUCAAGUGACCAUCGGGAAGCCUAUUUCCUGGAUCUCUUGUGGGUAUUACCAUUCAGCCUUUGUAACAAUGGACGGUGAACUGUACACAUUUGGAGAAUGUGAGAAUGGGAAGUUAGGUCUCCCUGAGGAGCUGCUGAUCAAUCACAAAACUCCCCAGCUGGUGACUGGAAUUCCUGAGAAGGUGAUCCAGGUGGCUUGUGGUGGAGGACACACUGUGGUUCUCACGGAGACAAUUGUGUAUACAUUUGGACUCGGGCAGUUUGGUCAGCUGGGUCUUGGCACUUUUAUUUUUGAAACUUCAGAACCCAAAGCCAUCGAAUAUAUUAAAGAUCACAAAAUAAGUUCUAUUUCCUGUGGAGAAAAUCACACAGCUUUGAUAACAGAACUAGGCCGUAUGUAUACUUUUGGAGAUGGCCGAUAUGGAAAAUUAGGACUUGGACUAGACAAUUUUACUAAUCAAUUUGUCCCUACUUUGUGCUGUGAUUUUUUGAGAUUUAUGAUUCAGUUGGUUGCUUGUGGUGGAUGCCACAUGGUCAUUUUUGCUACUCCGCGACCUGGUUCGGCAAAUGAAUUUGUGUCAGAUGAACCAAAUUAUUCUUACUUUCCUUUAUCAUCUUCUCUACCUGUCAGAGAUUGGAUCUCAAGUAGUGUACUACAUAGGAACUUAUCAGCACGUGUGCGUCGAAGAGAGCGGGAGAGAUCCCCAGAUUGUGUUCAAAUGAUGAAUACAGUACAUCCAAUAGAAGAGACUGACCCUGCAUCUGGUAGUUUUCCCGUGAGUUUAGUUCCUUUCCACUUGUCUCAGAAUAACCAACCAGCGCAAACCAGAUCUGGAAGGGGUGAGUCAAAGUUGCCAGAUUAUUUUCAAGAUAAAAUGACCAGAGAGAGCAUGACAAAAAUUUCAUCUGCAGCAGAUUUGGAAAGCCUUGGAGAAACUAGUGAUAUUUUAAAUAUGACACAUAUGGUGAGCCUGAAUUCCAAAGACAAGUCAUUGAAAUUAUCACCAGUUCAAAAACGAAAGAAACAAGAAACAUUUGUGAAACUGAUGCAACCUACAACUCAGACUGGAAAGGAUGAUAAUGAAUAUGAAGAGAUGGCAAAAACGAAAGAAGGGAGGAUGUAUAAACAGCCUGUGGCAAAAGGGAUAUUCAUGAUGCAAGCAGCUGAAAGUAUGGAAGCAUUUUCAGAUGAGGAAGUAGAGAUCCCAGAAGAGCAGGAAGGAGUAGAUGAUUCAGAAGAAAGUGACCUAGAGGAGCAUGAGAUAGAGGCAACUGGGCAAAAUGUGGAGAUGCUUGAAGCCAGAAAGGAGGAUAAAGCAGAGAUCCUGUCAGAUGAUCUUACAGACAGAGCAGAGGAUCACAAAUUAUUAGAAACUGAGGAAGUGGAACCAGAAAGCAUGCAUGAGAAUAUUAACACUGAUAAUGAGAAUUCUAUAGGAGAUAAAGAAAGCACUCCUGCCAUUGACCAUGGUGAAGUUGAAGGGUUAGAAAGAACUUAUGAUAACUCAACUGAAGCCAUUGAAAAGGAUGAAAAAACCAAAGUAGAGGAAUGGGCCAUUUGUGACUAUAAUGAAAAUCUAAAAGGAAACAUGAAUGAUCAGGCACAGAGCAGUUCUCCAGAAGUACUGGAAAUGAAUGAGUCAAAGAGUAAAGAUAUAAAAAAACAAAAGAAGAUUUUCCUCUUUAAAAAAAUGCCAUUGACAAGUCAGAAAAAUAUGCAGGUUGGUGGUAAGCCUCUCCCAGAGAUAAAACCAUUAGGAGAUCAAAUAGCUUAUAAAAGGAACACCAGCCAGGACCACGUGGAGCCACAUAAUCAGAAUACUUCACCACCAAAUAUGGAGAGGUCAAAAUCUUGCGUCAUUCUUUGAAUACAAGGCUUUUGUGGUUAUUGAGUGUAUUGUCAUUUAUACUUGAAAAAUGUUACAACUUCUGAGAAAAGUUCUUAAUAACAGACUUUUUGAAGGUAUAAGUUGUUUCAUUUGGUUUAAACACUAUGACCAGUUUUGAUAUUUAUUUAUGCUAAAAUUUUUGACAAGCAGUUUCAAAAUUCACGUGUCUCAAACUCUAAGUGUUGUGGCCUUAACUGUUCAGUGUUGUGACAAAAAUAUAUUUUUAUAUGUGAAAAUUGAGUUACAAUAUUUCACAGUUUUUACUAUACAUUGUUACUUCAUAAGACAAUAUUUGCAAUCUCAUGACACUGCAGUAGUUUUUAAUGCAUUUGCAGUUUUUUAAAAACUGAGACAACACUGUUUGCAAUGAGCAUAUUUUUAAUAAACUUUAUCUGGUCAGUUCUCUUAAAAUGAAUGAGUGAGAAUUAAACAUGGAAGUAUUUGGAGUUACCAAUUGGCAAAAUGGAGAAAACACAUAUAAUUUUAAAAUAUUGAAGGAUGCAAAAUGCAUAGGCUCCUGACUGAAGAAAUCAUUAAUGCAAAGUCGUAAAUAGUACAUCUUUGUGGAGGAACUGAGUGUGGAAGUUUCUUUGCUUCCCUCUCCUUUCUUUAGGAAGGUGAAAACAUUACAGAUUGUAUGGGGUGAUCCAAAGUAUUUGGCUGUGCCACAGAUUGCAUCAUAGGAGAUGCAGACAGCCAAGCUUCUUCAUUUCAACUGUUUCUAGCAUUGAUGGUGGUAACCAAGUGUGGCUCAAUCACACAGAACAUUGCCACAAGGGACAGGAAGGACAAAGCUAUCAAGUCUACUUGGAUAGAAACAUGGCUUGCCUUUCUCAUAGGUGCUACUUAGGUAAUGCAGCCAACUACCUUCGUUUUCCCUAUUUUAGCUCAAUAACAAAACACUAUUCUUUAAUCACAGUGUCUAUUACUCCUUUCAAACAAAAAAGAAAUCCAUCUUUCUGUUUCAUAAACAAGGUUUAUAAGGAUGUUAGUCCAAAGUAGAUGUAAGUCUGAAUUCUUAAAAAAUAGUCUUCUGUGUAAAUAUUACAUUCAGUACAAUUCUAAUUUUAUUAAAGGUGAAUACAAUAAAAUUUUUGGCAAGUACAACUAUGGUAGUAGAACAAUAUUGCAAAACUACUUUGCCAAAAUAUAAACUGUAGGAGCCCAGUGGAAGUAAACCUCACAAACGGUACUAAGGCAUGCCAGUUUUCAUAGGCAGAAUUUUAAGAUGGCCCUCAAGGUUCUACCUGCUGAUGCCCAUGUGCCUUUAAUAAUUCUUCCCCCACAUUUUAAAAAUUAUUUUAUUUAAAUUGUUUUUGUUAACAUACAAUAGUUGUACUUUUUAUGGUGUGCAGUGCAAUCGUUAACACAUACACACAACAUAAACCAAUGAUACCAGGCAACUGACUUUUCCAUUUCCUUCUUUCCUUUGUCUUUGGAGCCUACUAGCUCCCCUCUUCCUCCAGUACUUUUUUAUAUAGUGGAUAGCACGUUAUUGUGAACUAUAGUCAUCCAACUGUGCUAUGGAACACUGGAACUUAUUACUUCUCUCUGAUAGUGUUUUGGUAUUUGUUAAUCCAACCUCCUUGUAUUCCCCACUUCCCAACCUUUGGUGAUCACUAUUCUGAGUUCAGGUUGACUGUUGUUUUAAACUUCCAUAUAUGCAAGAGAACCUACAGUAUUUGUCUUUUU
This is a messenger RNA of Lepus europaeus (European hare), 4280 nucleotides long. RefSeq names its product retinitis pigmentosa GTPase regulator (gene RPGR). The transcript has 19 exons. NCBI's taxonomy places the organism in Eukaryota, Metazoa, Chordata, Mammalia, Lagomorpha, Leporidae. The coding region runs from base 9 to 2567 and encodes 852 amino acids. Gene Ontology annotation, biological process: ubiquitin-dependent protein catabolic process; visual perception; protein ubiquitination. The record is from RefSeq and is a predicted model, not a curated record. Gene Ontology annotation, cellular component: photoreceptor outer segment. Gene Ontology annotation, molecular function: ubiquitin protein ligase activity.